Microthlaspi erraticum is the source of this 390-nucleotide messenger RNA. Lineage: Eukaryota; Viridiplantae; Streptophyta; Magnoliopsida; Brassicales; Brassicaceae. The record is from the annotation of a GenBank genome assembly.
AUGGCUUCCUCUCCUCUCAAUAAACUUCUCAUCAUCAUCGUCUUCAUCUUUCUCUCCUCUCCUGCUUUUCUCUCUUCUUUGACAUCUUCUCCGACCAUCUCUUCCUUGCAACAGCUUUCUCCGGAGAUCGCUCCUCUCCUCCCUUCCCCUGGGAAGGCUUUACCUUCCGACGACGGAGCCGGCACAAUCCCUUCUUCCCCAAGCCCUCCUGAUCCCGACCCCAGCGACGACUCCUCCUACCCUGACCCGCUGGCAUUUGCUCCCCUCGCUUCUCCGCCUGUUUCUUCUCCUGCUCCGCCGUCUUAUCCUUCCGUGGGAAUGUUACUCCUCUCCAUUAUCAUCUCCUCCGCCUCACUCCGGCUUCGUGCACUAGUAGCUGCUCUACUAUAG